GUGAGGGAAAAACUGGCAGAACAUUCUUCCUUCAGGUUGCAAGUCACAGAAGGCUGAUCUGAACUUCUCUCCAGCGGGUCUUCAUUGCUCAAAUCUCUGAGGCAGCUAUGGCAGCAGUUCCUGAAUUCAGCGAUGAAGUGACAGCUUACCACAGUGAUGAGAAUGAAAUGUUCUUUGAAAUCGACGGCCCCAAACAACAGUAUUGCUUCCAAGACCUGGACCUUUGCUCUCUGGAUGAGGGGAUCGAGCUGCAAAUCUCCCAUCAGCACUUCAACAAGAGUUUCCGGCAGGUGGUGUCACUCAUCGUGGCUGUAAAAAAGCUGAGGAAGGAACUGGUUCCUUGCCCAUGGACUUUCCAGGAUAAUGACCUGAAAACCUUCUUUCCCUUCAUCUUUGAAGAAGAACCCAUCAUCUAUGACACGUGGGAUGACAAGUAUGAGUGUGAUGCACCCGUCCUAACACGGAACUGCAGACUCCAUGAUGCACAACAUAAACACUUUGUGUUGUCUGACCCAUGUGAACUGAAAGCUCUUCAUCUCAAUGGAGAUAAUCUGAACCGACAAGUGGUGUUCUCCAUGAGCUUUGUACAAGGAGAAAGAAGAGAUGACAAAAUCCCUGUUGCCUUGGGCCUCAAGGGAAAGAAUCUGUACCUGUCCUGUGUGAUGAAAGAUGAUAAACCUGUCCUGCAGCUGGAGAGUGUAGACCCUAAACAGUACCCAAAGAAGAAGAUGGAAAAGCGAUUCAUCUUCAACAAGAUAGAGAGCAAAAGCACAGUAGAAUUUGAGUCUGCUCAGUUCCCCAACUGGUACAUCAGUACCUCUCAAACAGAACACAUGCCUGUCUUCCUGGGAAAUAACCAUGGUGGCCAGGACAUAACUGACUUCCACUUGGAAUUCGUGUCUUCCUAAGGAGCACCACACCCAGUGGGUCAACAUCUGGUGAAUGUAGCCUUGACCCUCAGGCCUGGAAUAAGAGGGUUUGAGCACAACUGAAGGCUGGAUUUGACUGUUACCCACUGACACCAGCUGUCUUUCUUAAGUGCAUGCUAAGAAGUCCUCUUGCCACCAGCUGGGGCAAAUGCUCUCUCCUCCUCCUCUCACCUCUCCUGCUUCCUCCAAGCAAGCCUAGUGGAAAGCCUGGUGCAUUCUAUUCAAAGUCUCCCUCUAUUCUUCACUCCCAGCUCCUAAUGAGCAACCACUUUCCUAUUUAUUUAUUUAUUUAUUGGUUGGUUUAAUUCAAGGGGGACAAGGGGCAGCAGUGCCUGUGAAAGAACGCUAGUCUUUAAUAUUUAUGGAAUGAAUAUAAUUUUGACUGGUACUCUGUUUG
Molecule: messenger RNA, 1326 nt
Organism: Fukomys damarensis (Damara mole-rat)
Lineage: Eukaryota; Metazoa; Chordata; Mammalia; Rodentia; Bathyergidae
Gene: Il1b
Product: interleukin 1 beta
Exons: 7
Coding region: 108-908 (266 amino acids)
Biological process (GO): positive regulation of immature T cell proliferation in thymus; immune response; cellular response to lipopolysaccharide
Molecular function (GO): cytokine activity; interleukin-1 receptor binding
Source: RefSeq, a predicted model, not a curated record